Molecule: messenger RNA, 3323 nt
Organism: Betta splendens (Siamese fighting fish)
Lineage: Eukaryota; Metazoa; Chordata; Actinopteri; Anabantiformes; Osphronemidae
Gene: gnb2
Product: guanine nucleotide binding protein (G protein), beta polypeptide 2
Exons: 10
Coding region: 604-1626 (340 amino acids)
Biological process (GO): G protein-coupled receptor signaling pathway
Cellular component (GO): cytoplasm; heterotrimeric G-protein complex
Molecular function (GO): protein binding; signaling receptor complex adaptor activity
Source: RefSeq, a predicted model, not a curated record
UAAAUCGUUUCUUUAUUCCUGGACGGUACGAGGCACUUAUCAGAUUGUACUCAGUAAUUCCGCGGUGCCUCGGAGGCGGCGGUCCUGAUGAAGUGUCGGCAGAGGGAGGAGGAAACCGAGGAGAGGAAGGAAACGAGGAUAACGUCACAAAAAAGCAGAAUCGGGGAGUAACGGGCUGUGUAGUGUUUAAUGGACAAUCCUUGAUGCGGCCGGGUCCGAGCUGGGGCUAAUUGCGUUCGUUUACCCGGCGCCGGAUAAAGAUGCUUUUGUUCACUCGUCGGGCGUAAAAAAAGCGCAAAGCAUUCGGCAUUUGAGGAAGCGACAGCGCGGCGGCAAAUUCCCAUCUUUUUCCGCUCUUCUACCAAAGCAGAGACAUGGAAAUGCGUGCACCCCUCCUACAUUUGACUGUUUACUGAAGGAUUUAACCUAAUCGUGACACGCCAGUGGAUCAACCCCUGCAGCCCAGUGCGUUUAAUGAGCGGCAGAGACGUAUAGACGGCGCCGCCGCUGGAUUCUGAGGACGUCGCUUUUCCUUUUGCUUUUCGAAACACACUCGGCAGAACCAUCGGGAGAAUUAACAGGUGACGCCUGAACAAAGCCAAAAUGAGUGAGCUGGAGCAGCUUCGCCAGGAGGCAGAGCAGCUUAGGAACCAAAUAAGAGAUGCCAGGAAGGCGUGUGGAGAUUCCACCCUGACGCAGAUAACUGCCGGUCUGGAUCCUGUGGGGCGGAUUCAGAUGCGGACGCGACGCACCCUCCGCGGACACCUCGCCAAGAUCUACGCCAUGCACUGGGGCUCGGACUCCAGGCUUCUGGUUAGUGCCUCACAAGAUGGAAAGCUCAUCAUCUGGGACAGCUACACCACCAACAAGAUCCACGCCAUCCCCCUGCGCUCCUCCUGGGUGAUGACCUGCGCGUACGCCCCGUCCGGGAACUACGUGGCGUGCGGCGGCCUCGACAACAUCUGCUCCAUCUACUGCUUGAAGACGCGCGAGGGCAACGUGAGGGUCAGCAGGGAACUCCCGGGCCACACAGGUUAUCUGUCAUGUUGCCGCUUCAUUGAUGACAAUCAAAUCAUCACGAGUUCAGGAGACACCACAUGUGCCCUGUGGGACAUCGAGACGAGUCAGCAGACCACGGUUUUCUCAGGCCACACCGGCGACGUCAUGAGCCUGUCCCUGUCGCCCGACCUGCGCACCUUCGUGUCCGGGGCCUGCGACGCCUCGGUCAAACUGUGGGACAUCAGGGACAGCAUGUGCCGGCAGACCUUCACGGGCCACGAGUCGGACAUCAACGCCAUCUGCUUCUUCCCCAACGGCAGCGCCUUCGCCACCGGCUCCGACGACGCCACCUGCCGGCUGUUCGACCUCCGCGCCGACCAGGAGCUCAGCCUCUACUGCCACGACAACAUCAUCUGCGGGAUCACCUCCGUGGCGUUCUCGCGCUCCGGCCGCCUGCUGCUGGCGGGCUACGACGACUUCAACUGCAACAUCUGGGACGCCAUGAAGGGGGACAGAGCAGGAGUCCUGGCCGGUCAUGACAAUCGCGUGAGCUGCCUCGGCGUGACGGAUGACGGCAUGGCGGUGUGCACCGGAUCCUGGGACAGCUUCCUAAAGAUCUGGAACUGAGCCAUGCACAUCAGCACCCAAACGCACGCACACACACACACACACACACGCACACACACACACACGCACACGCACACGCACGCACACGCACACGCACACACACACACACACACACACACACACACACACACACACACACACACACACACACCGUCUGACAGACACGGCUCCGAUCCUGGGACACGGUUUGCACCCUGUAUUCACACUGUAUGUAAGAAUCAAAAGACAAACUACAACAUUGUACUGUACAUAAUAUAUAGGACUUACAGUAGGUAUGAGUUUACACAAAACACACACGCCACACGCUGUACGCAGGACAAGGUGACACGAGACCUGAACACAGACCCACACUACAUACAGUGCACAGUAAUAAGACUACGGAGGUGCGCACACAAACAAACAAACACACACACAUCCUUGCGGUGCUAUAAAAGUGGGGCCCCACCAUUGACAUAAUGCCUUCCACAGCCACUUACUCUAACCAUCACUACUAAAGGCAGACGUCUAACCUUUGCUCUAAUCCGAACCAACUUCUAACCUUAGCCCUAAAAUCACACCUUGACCCUCAAAAAGGCCUUUAAAGUUGUGGGGCCCAGACAAAGGUCCCCACAAGUGACCAUAGGGCCCCACUUAGGUAGGAAAAAAGGAUUUUGGGCCCUACUUUAAUGUAACUGCAAGUACACACACACACACACACACACACACACACACACACACACACACGCCUAUACAGUUAGGUCCAUAAAUAAUGGAACAAAGUUUAUUGGAAUUUCUUCUCCAUACACCACCACAAUGAGCAUGUCCCCAACUUACAGCUCUAAUUCAAAGAUGAAUUAACAAAGCAGGUAAGAGGUGACACCUGUGUAGGCAAUGACUGUAAGGAGUUCAUGAGCUUUACUCUGAAGGCAGAUGCAGUAAAAGCCUGGUUGCUGCUGUUCAUGGCUGACUCCAAAUGAAAUGAUUGUUGAUUGUUGAAAUGAAGGUAAUAACUGUCGGUGGGUCACAUUCAGUGUGGUGGUGUACAGAGAUGUGGAAUGGUACACGCCACUAAUACCUGAAGCCUUUUAAAACACACACACACACACACACACACACACACACACACACACACACACACACACACACACACACACACACACACACACACACACACCUUUUCCUGAGUCACUGCUCCUCGAGUUAAGCAGGGCAGAAGUUGACAGUUUUGUCUUUGUUUACAAUGAAGUCUUAAAUGCACUUUGGGUUUUCUGUACUAUUUUUGUCUCCGUACCACACGUCAUCUCAGCCAUGAGUCCAUUAACACUGAAGAGCCCACCUGCCCCAGAUGGAGGGCAGGUGGGCAGGAGUCCAAGGAAAAUAUCAGCUACAGUAGUCACUGUUUUUAUAGAGACAUACCCCCAAAUACAGUGCACCUCUUCUGAAGGGUCUUUUGUUGUUCGUUUCUACUUUUGACUUUUCUUUUAUUCAUGUUCUCCCUGUGUGCCUCAGAUACACUUAAGGAUUAUUACUAGAAGAUAUUGAUAGUUAAGUAAAAACACCUGAGAUUGAGAUGCUGGGUGAAAAUCAAACGCAUUAUGAAACUCAACCUACUAAAGCAGGAGCCACUAUUCGUAUGUUGGCUCUGUCGGCGUAUUAUCUGGACAUUAUGAUGGUAUAAUUGUACAUAAAAAAUAAAGUAAUAGCCUCUUCUCCUGCCA